Molecule: messenger RNA, 555 nt
Organism: Trichoderma breve
Lineage: Eukaryota; Fungi; Ascomycota; Sordariomycetes; Hypocreales; Hypocreaceae
Product: 2OG-Fe(II) oxygenase superfamily domain-containing protein
Exons: 1
Coding region: 1-555 (184 amino acids)
Molecular function (GO): dioxygenase activity
Source: RefSeq, a predicted model, not a curated record
AUGUCUGAGCUCGCCGGCGCCAAUUUGAACCAGGGCCAUACAACAGGCAAUACCAACUACCGCUUAUGCGAUUACAACCCAGAUACAGCAGCCCCAGACAGUGACAAUGGCUGUGGUGCCCACACUAACUACGGCACCUUCAGCAUCAUUUUUCAAGAUGGCACGCCAGGGCUUGGGAUAGAGGACGCAAAGCAACCCGGACGGUGGAUACAAGUACCCGGAGACGGAACUAUCAUUCUUGCAGGCUGGUGCACUGUCAUCUUGACCGGGGGUUGCAUUCAGGCAACUCGCCAUCGGGUUCGACGUACACCAGGUGUGCGAAGAUUGAGUGCUGUUCUAUUUGUGGCUCCAGAUCUCGAUAUAGAGCUCAAGCCUCUUGAGGGUUUCUGCUUAAGUCGCGCGUUCUCAGACAAGAUCAUGACAGGCGGAGUCGACGUGAAGUGGUUCAAGGAUGUUAUGGGAAAGAAGUGGGGACAUCGUGAAGGUAAUGAGGAACCUGACAAGUAUGAGGCAGCAGCACAAGAUGAAAUCAUUGAGAAGUUGGUAUGGGACUGA